Molecule: messenger RNA, 468 nt
Organism: Hydra vulgaris (swiftwater hydra)
Lineage: Eukaryota; Metazoa; Cnidaria; Hydrozoa; Anthoathecata; Hydridae
Molecular function (GO): DNA-binding transcription factor activity
Source: RefSeq, a predicted model, not a curated record
UUAAUUAACGUUUGUGCGGUGUACUAAAAGCUAUAAACUUAUCUAAUUAUCCUUAAUUGUAAAAUGGAUGAUGGCAAUUGUUCCCAUGAUUUAGAACACUUAUCGGGGACAGCCAAUUUGACUGUAGCUGUUGAAAAACACAUUUUACUAACGUAUUCAGAUGUUUGUGCUAAAAUUAAAGAGCAUGAGUUGUUGGACACAGUGCAUUAUGUUGUAUCUCGCACUGGAAACAUGGAACAAAACUUUGAAGAACUCUUGAAGAAAAAUCACAGAGUGUUUUUUGAGGACAAUGAUUUCCCCUACUCUGGAGUUCCAUUCAUUUUUUCAGCGCAUACCUGUCUUGACUGUCAACAAGGAAUGGACAGGAAUAUUAAAGCGAAAGAAAAGUACAGAAAAAAGAAAAACGAUGCAGCACUCACUAGAGAUACAACAUGGUCAAGAAAUGAAAUGUCAAAAAAGCUCGAAUAG